GGGAAGCGGGAGGUGCCUGGAGCUGCAGCCCCAGAGCUGGUGAUUGACACGGCCGCCCCACCAGGCCAACACGAGUGGUACAUCUGCCGUGUGAACUGUGGGGCCGCCUUUGCCUUCUCCAGGUGGGCCCAUGUCCAGGUGGAGAGGAGCAGCAGCCCCAGCUCAGGUGGGCCUCGAUUUCUCCAGCGGUUACUGCCCGACCAUGGCAGGGCUGCAGAUCCUGCGGCGCCCUGCUGUCUGGCUGAGGGGGACACACUGGCACUGGAGUGCAGAGCCAUUGGCAACCCCCCACCUCAGUACCAGUGGUUCAGGAACCGGCGCCCCGUGGAGGGUGCACAAGCACCCCAGCUUCAGGUAAAGAUGGUGACGACAGCUGACCGGGGCAGCUACUCCUGCCGCGUGUUCAACCUCUUCCAUGAGGUGUGGAGCUGGGAAGUGGAUGUGGAGAUUGGCCCGCAGCUCUUUGCCUUUGGAGGUUCCUGGCAGGAAGGGGAUGAAGGCUCCCCAGAGCAUGGCAGCCCUGGCCAGCUGUAUGCCACCGACAAAGUGGCCCUGCUGAUUGGCAACAUGCACUACCUGCACCACAAGCAGCUGCAAGCGCCCAUGGUGGAUGUGCACGCCCUCAGCACCCUCCUCCGCCAGCUUGACUUCAAGGUGGUCUCGCUGCUGGACCUGUGCAAGGCUGAGAUGCAGAUGGCUGUCAACGAGUUCCUUCUUCUCCUCGACAAGGGUGUCUACGGUUUGCUCUACUAUGCCGGGCAUGGCUACGAAAAUUUUGGCAACAGCUUCAUGGUGCCCAUCGACGCGCCCAGCUCCUACACCUCGGCCCACUGCCUGUGCGUGCAGCGGGUGCUGCAGAGUAUGCAGCAGCGCCACACUGGCCUCAACAUCUUCCUGCUUGACAUGUGCCGCAAGAGGAAUGACGACAUCAUCCCACAAGUCGGGGCACUGCAGGUCACCGCCAACAUCGUCUUCGACUAUGACACGUGUGCGGAUGCUGAAGCCUAUGAGCUGAGCCAGGGUGAACUUUCCAAUGGCAUCUUUGUCACCUUCCUCAAGCGCUGGCUGCUGGAGGAUGAGAAGAUCACGGUGCUGCUGGACAAGGUGGCUGAGGACAUGGGCACGCUGGAGAUCACGCGGGGCCGGCAGGCGCUGGAGCUCCGCAGCAACCUCUCUGAGAGACGAGCUCUGACGGACCCCAUCCGCCCCCCAGGCCGGGAUGAGUCCUCUGCCAGGAACCUGCAGUGGGCCAAGGCUCAUGUCCUGCCAGAGAGCCGCUACCUCCGCUUUGACUGUGGCAUCACUGUCCAGCUGGGCUUCGCUGCUGAGUUCUCCAACAUCAUGAUCAUCUACACCCGCGUGGUGGCCACCCCUGGGGACAUCGCCAAGUGCGAGGCCAAGCUCACCGACAUACCCGAGGAGCUGGACGUGGACCUCAAGUGCACCAACAAGGAGAGCCCGGAGGAGGUGGGCAGCCCGCUGGCGCACACCUGGAACCUUGGCUGCCCCUCGCGCUGCCUCUACAGCCGGCUGUGCGGCUUGCAGAAACUGCGGCAGGAGCUGGCGUUCACCAUCUGCCUGCAGUACUGCUACCGUGGCAUGGAU
This is a messenger RNA of Eurypyga helias (sunbittern), 1605 nucleotides long. Its product is annotated as mucosa-associated lymphoid tissue lymphoma translocation protein 1-like. NCBI's taxonomy places the organism in Eukaryota, Metazoa, Chordata, Aves, Eurypygiformes, Eurypygidae. The record is from RefSeq and is a predicted model, not a curated record. Gene Ontology annotation, molecular function: cysteine-type endopeptidase activity. The annotation marks the transcript as partial. The transcript has 14 exons. Gene Ontology annotation, biological process: proteolysis.